Molecule: messenger RNA, 627 nt
Organism: Cydia strobilella
Lineage: Eukaryota; Metazoa; Arthropoda; Insecta; Lepidoptera; Tortricidae
Exons: 1
Coding region: 1-627 (208 amino acids)
Source: RefSeq, a predicted model, not a curated record
AUGUCGGACAAUCGAACGGUUGUGUCAUAUCUGCGCAACGAAGGCGGUACGAGGUCACAGCAGAUGAUGGAGAUGACUUACCGGGUGCUGGAUGCAUUGGACCGCUAUCACAUUCACAUGACAAUCCAGUUCAUUCCCGGCAGAUACAACACGGAAGCAGACAGACUUUCAAGGUUUCGCGGUCAGUCGGAGUGGCACCUGCUGUCUCCAGCGACGCACCAGAUAUUCCAGGUUUGGGGUACUCCUCAAAUAGACCUUUUCGCAUCGAGGAGAGCUCAUGUGGUACCGACAUAUGCGACUCUAGACCAGACGGAUCCAGAUGCGUCCUUCGUCGAUGCGUUCAGUCGGAGAUGGGAGUAUCAACUGGCGUGGAUAUUUCCUCCCCCGUGUCUAAUCCCGAGAGUUCUCGGUCACCUGAACGACGCAGAGGGUAUGUACCUAUUGAUCGUGCCGAAUUGGGAGAAGGUGUUCUGGCGCAGCGACCUGAAGAGCCGAUCCCUGGCCCCUCCAAGAGAAAUUUGGGACCUGGAGAACCGGUUAGUAGACACACAGACUCUGAGACCUCCAAUCGAUGUCAAGCGGAUAGCUUUAGAAGUCUGGCUGAUACAGGGUGGGCCGCAUUGUUAG